Molecule: messenger RNA, 695 nt
Organism: Oryza brachyantha (malo sina)
Lineage: Eukaryota; Viridiplantae; Streptophyta; Magnoliopsida; Poales; Poaceae
Product: dehydration-responsive element-binding protein 2C-like
Exons: 2
Coding region: 81-695 (204 amino acids)
Biological process (GO): positive regulation of DNA-templated transcription; response to stress
Cellular component (GO): nucleus
Molecular function (GO): transcription cis-regulatory region binding; DNA-binding transcription factor activity
Source: RefSeq, a predicted model, not a curated record
AGAGCUGCUGCGGGAGGCGGAAGCAGCAGGAGGCGAAGACGCGGAAGUGCUGCCCGCUGCGGCGGUCGCGGAAGGGGUGCAUGAAGGGCAAGGGCGGGCCGGAGAACCAGCGCUGCCCCUUUCGCGGCGUCCGCCAGCGCACCUGGGGCAAGUGGGUGGCCGAGAUCCGCGAGCCCAACCGCGGCGCCCGCCUCUGGCUCGGCACCUUCAACACCGCCCUCGACGCCGCCCGCGCCUACGACUCCGCCGCCAGGGCGCUCUACGGUGACUGCGCCCGCCUCAACCUCCUCGUCGCCGCCGCCGGCCACACUAGUACUCAGCAGCAGCAGCACAUGAUCAGCAGCAGCGCUGCUACUACUACUACUACUAUAAUUGGCAGCAAGCAUGAGUCCUGCAGCAGCAACGACUCCAACUCGCCGUCGCCCAUGCCCAUGCUGCUGGCCGACUAUGGCGGGGUGAUGAUGCAUCCGGCCGAGGAGGAAGAGGACUUCGAGACGUACGUGACGCGGCUCCCCAAGGCGGAGGACUUUGGGCUGGAGGGCUUCCAGGAGGUGCCCCUCGACGUCCUCGACGAAGCCGGCGGUGGCAUCAGCAUCUGGGACCUCUCCAUCUGCCCCGCCGACAUCAUGGCCGCCGCCGCCACCAUGAUGCGAUACAUGAGCUGCUGGGGAUACUCGAAGGGUACAUUCAUUUGA